AUGCGGAAGCAGUCGGAAGGGACGACGAAGAAGCGAGACGUCACCCGGGUCCGGUCACCGGGGCCGCCGGCCGUGGAGAGGGACAGGGACUCCUUCGCGACGAUGGGCCCCGCCCGCCAGGAAAGGGGCACCCAGGGAUACGACGACGGCGGGGAGACAGGAAGGAAACCACGACCGCCGGACCAAGAGCCGGCGGCUCCCGAGCCACACGUCAACACCCAUGCCACUGAUGCCAAGCCGCAGCCCCACGGGUGGCGGUACAGCCAGUCCGUGUGCCCGGCGUGGCGCGGGCGGUCUUAUGCCAAGCCGCAGCCCCACGAGUGGCGUUACAGCCAACCCGUGGGCCCGGCGCGGAGCGGGCGGUCUUAUGCCAAGCCGCAGCCCCACGAGUGGCGUUACAGCCAACCCGUGGGCCCGGCGCGGAGCGGGCGGUCUUAUGCCAAGCCGCAGCCCCACGAGUGGCGUUACAGCCAACCCGUGGGCCCGGCGCGGAGCGGGCGGUCUUAUGCCAAGCCGCAGCCCCACAGGUGGCGUUACAGCCAGCCCGUGGGCCCGGCGCGGAGCGGGCGGUCUUAUGCCAAGCCGCAGCCCCACAGGUGGCGUUACAGCCAGCCCGUGGGCCCGGCGCGGAGCGGGCGGUCUUAUGCUAAGCCGCAGCCCCACAGGUGGCGUUACAGCCAGCCCGUGGGCCCGACCACUGCCGCCAAGUCGCGGCGCCACGGGUGGCGUCCUGUAGCCAGCCCGUGGGCCCGACCACUGCCGCCAAGUCGCAGCCCCACGGGUGACGUCCUUCAGCCAGCCCGUGGGCCCGACCACUGCCGCCAAGUCGCAGCCCCACGGGUGGCGUCCUUCAGCCAGCCCGUGGGCCCGACCACUGCCGCCAAGUCGCAGCCCCACGGAUGGCGUCCUUCAGCCAGCCCGUGGGCCCGACCACUGCCGCCAAGUCGCAGCCCCACAGGUGGCGUCCUUCAGCCAGCCCGUGGGCCCGACCACUGCCGCCAAGUCGCAGCCCCACAGAUGGCGUCCUUCAGCCAGCCCGUGGGCACGACCACUGCCGCCAAGUCGCAGCCCCACGGGUGGCGUCCUUCAGCCAGCCCGUGGGCCCGACCAUUGCCGCCUAGUCGCAGCCCCACGGGUGGCGUCCUUCAGCCAGCCCGUGGGCCCGACCACUGCCGCCAAGUCGCAGCCCAACGGGUGGCGUCCUUCAGCCAGCCCGUGGGCCCGACCAUUGCCGCCUAG
Molecule: messenger RNA, 1239 nt
Organism: Eriocheir sinensis (Chinese mitten crab)
Lineage: Eukaryota; Metazoa; Arthropoda; Malacostraca; Decapoda; Varunidae
Product: basic salivary proline-rich protein 4-like
Exons: 3
Coding region: 1-1239 (412 amino acids)
Source: RefSeq, a predicted model, not a curated record